Rubroshorea leprosula is the source of this 485-nucleotide messenger RNA. The record is from the annotation of a GenBank genome assembly. Lineage: Eukaryota; Viridiplantae; Streptophyta; Magnoliopsida; Malvales; Dipterocarpaceae.
GGUCUGCACUCUCUCUUCUCACCGACGGCAAUGAGAAGCGCCGCAAAUUUCGAAAGUUCCCGCUUCCCCCCUCUCCCAAAAUUCCUUAGAAUCUCACUGUUGUUCCUUGAGAUGGCUCGUACUAAGCAAACAGCCAGGAAGUCGACCGGAGGCAAGGCGCCGAGGAAGCAGCUUGCCGCCAAGGUUGCUCGUAAAUCAGCACCGGCCACCGGAGGAGUGAAGAAGCCUCACCGUUUCAGGCCAGGAACUGUGGCUUUGAGAGAGAUCAGGAAGUACCAGAAGAGUACUGAGCUCUUGAUCCGAAAGCUUCCGUUCCAGAGCCUUGUGCGAGAGAUCGCUUAGGAUUUCAAGACCGAUCUCAGGUUCCAGAGCAGUGCAGUCGUUGCUCUCUAGGAGGCUGCCGAGGCGUAUCUCGUGGGGCUCUUUGAGGAUACCAAUCUCUGUGCCAUUCACGCUAAGAGAGUUGUCGUAGUCACCUAGCAAAU